Messenger RNA from Balaenoptera musculus (blue whale), 1581 nucleotides. RefSeq names its product adipogenin (gene ADIG). NCBI's taxonomy places the organism in Eukaryota, Metazoa, Chordata, Mammalia, Artiodactyla, Balaenopteridae. The record is from RefSeq and is a predicted model, not a curated record. The transcript is spliced from 2 exons. Bases 1342 to 1581 code for a protein of 79 amino acids. Gene Ontology annotation, biological process: white fat cell differentiation; brown fat cell differentiation. Gene Ontology annotation, cellular component: nucleus; cytoplasm; lipid droplet.
AACAGUGCCAAGAAAUCACCCCAACCCAGACCACCCAGCUCUUGGUCUUGGCCCCUGGGCCCUGAGUGGCACAGCUUGCCAGGCUACCGUGUUUCAUGGAUGCACAUUCUAAUACCAUCUGCCCUGACCCUCCUCUGCUGGGGUCUCAGGUCAUUCCACAGCUGGGCUAAGACUCCCUUUAAACACACUGGCCCUGCAAACCCCAGCUGUCCCUGCCCCCAUUUUUACUGUGGCUGGACCCCUCUUACCCUUCUCCCUGGGCCAGUGUCUUCCUCUAAGGGGGUCCUUCCACUCCAUGUCUCCCCUAGGUCUACCACCCACUUCCUACAGCUGCUCCCCCAACCUGGAACGGGGUCUGCCUGACUUUCCAACCUAUGCUCCACGAGAUGCCGUGGUCUCAAAAGCAAGUCGGCCUCAGACUGGUUGCCCAUUGAUGUGUGGAGUCCGAGCCUCACCCCCUGGAGGUUCUGACUCAGCAGAGCAGGGUGAGCAUGCCAAUCGGCAUGUCUCAUAAGUACCGUCCAGCCCCCUCCGCCCCUCUGCUGGCAGUGGCUGAGGCAGGUGGGCCAGCUGGAGAAUACCACGCUUCUGCCUUCCUGCCCUCCACAAGCAGCAGCCGCUCUUCGUGUGGACUUCCCGCACCCACCAGGCUCCCAGCCUGGCCAGAGUCUCCCUCCAGCUUAGGGGCUCUCAGGCCCUGGGAGGUCCAGCGCCUCCUUCCUGUCGUGGGACCUGACGUGGAGAUUUACUGACUACUCCGUAAUGAAGGAAUGACAGAGGCGAGGGGGAGAGAGAAGCUCAGCAUUUGGGGGUGUCUUGCCCACUUGGGAGAUAAAGGAACAAGGUUAAAGUCUUAGAAGCUCUUCACUGAAAACCCUAAUAAAGAGAGAUGCAGAAGCUUCCAGAUUAAAUAACAGUCAUUUACUGAGGGCCUUGCUGGCUCCAGAAGGAAUAUGUGACCUCAGAUAUAUGAACACCCACCUGGGGGCAAUUUGUAUCCACUUUUCUAACUUUUAGCAGCUUGGUGAGGUAAGGAUUAUUUCCAUUCUGCAAGAGGGUCGGGGAGGUGUCACGUGAACCCACAGCAUCUUAUGAGGAUUCAAACCCAGGCCUGGAAGCCUGGGCUUUUGUUCUCAGUCAGAUUGUCCCACUACCCCUGCUUCUGCCCACUCGUCCAAAACAGCUCUCUCUUCAGCUGCCUGAAGGACCUUGUGGUUUCCUUAUUACGCCACCCGUUCAGUCACAAUUGGGCUGAGAGCGGAGCGUGGCUCGGCCCGCCAGGUCCCCAGGGCAUCCCUGCCAGCCCAGCCCAGGCCGGCCUGGCCUAACCACACACACACCAUGAAGUACCCUCUGGUGCCGCUGGUGAACGAGCUGACGUUUUCUUUCCUGGUGUUCUGGCUCUGUCUGCCCGUGGCUUUGCUGUUGUUCUUGCUGAUCGUCUGGCUACACUUCUUACUCAGCCAAGAUUCAGAGGAAAAUGACUCAGAUAUUUGCUUUGAUUGGGAGCCCUGGAGCAAAGGCCCCGCCAAGUUUUGCCAGAAGACACGCCAUAGCCAAGAGGAGGAGAGGCCCUGCUAG